CAUCCGUAAGACCUUAAACGCGACUACCAUGAGCGAACCGUACGAAGACAUAUUCAACGACGCGCUCUCAUUUAUCGGCGAAUCGAAAGUCUUGGAUGACUCUGAGAUAUCCUACGGACCUCUUCGGCUUACCGUCGCACCCAAGGAGGGCAAGGCGAAUACCUUACUGGCAGACCAUCUCUUUUCUCCUUCCCUCUUUCUUGCAGAGCGUAUUGAACGAGCAUUAAUUCCCGUUCAAGGACGUACAGUAGUUGAAUUGGGUGCAGGUUGCGCGUUGCCGUCGUUAUUAAUGAGCACGUUACCUCAACCCCCUUCACUUGUCGUAGUGACGGAUUAUCCGGACGACGGGAUCAUGAAAAAUCUGAGAGAAAAUGUCAAUCGAAAUCGAGCGCACGUCUCUGAUGGAUGCAUUACUUGUUGCCAAGGGUAUGAAUGGGGUACGGAUGCCCAAUCUGUUCUAUCCUUAACAGAUAAUGAGGCAAUGGGAUAUGAUGUUGUGAUUCUUUCAGAUCUUCUGCAUUUUCACACCUCCCACAAUGUUCUCGUCGCUUCGCUCAAGUCGUUGCUCCGGAAAAGCUCUGAUUCCCGGGUGUAUAUCGCGGCCGGAAAAUACACAUCUCCCAACGUUUGUGACAACUUCAUGAGGGUUGCAAGCUCUGAAGGCUUCUCCAUUGAAGAAGUAGUUCCUAAUGGGCAUGGUGAACCUUGGCUUGGUACUAUGGACGUCGCGAGUUUCGACAAAGAGGCACUUUCCAUUAGAAAGGCUGCAUGUAGAUUCUGGAUUGGAAGAUGGGCUGCAUAAUAGUGGCAGCGACCUCACGAUGUACUCGUCAAGUUGCCCUUGUUGGGGUCGUGCAUCUUGUUGAGCCUCCCCUUGUUUAGCUAUGUCAUUCGAUAACUCAUGUCCCUAUUGAUAGAGUACUAUCGCAUUAUUUGUAGCAUGUCUGUCUUGAGUGUAUAAGCGGGAGAACGUAUUUAUUCGGACGUGUCCCAAUUGCCGGGGCAGGCGG
This is a messenger RNA of Desarmillaria tabescens, 1010 nucleotides long. RefSeq lists its product as uncharacterized. NCBI's taxonomy places the organism in Eukaryota, Fungi, Basidiomycota, Agaricomycetes, Agaricales, Physalacriaceae. The coding region runs from base 29 to 802 and encodes 257 amino acids. The transcript has 6 exons. The record is from RefSeq and is a predicted model, not a curated record.